AGCAUCCUCAGCAACAGCACGAACUAAAAAAGACGAGACGAGACGAACAAGAAACAACAACAACAAGAGACAAGUUAGGCCAACAUUCUAAGCGCAACAACAAAAACAAUGGCCAUAUACCAUACAGCAAAGUGAAAACAUAUAAAAUUGAAAAGAAAGCCCGAGCUAACAUAAAACGAAAAUUCCAUAAGACCAGUAAAAUUGAAAUCUUCUUACGUACAUACCUACAUUCACAUAACAAAUCCACCAGCCCCACUUAUUCGCACAAAGCAAAGCCAAGGCCAGGGAGAGAGAACAGCCAACACAUUCAACAAACAAAUAAACAAAAAAUCCCACAUUUGUUCAACAGCAGCCUUCAUUUGUUUAAAUAUCACAGAAAAUAAAGAACAAAAUUUUAGAAUUGGAAUUGGAGUAUACCUAAAGUGAAAAGCACCCUGGCAACCAAUCAGUAAAUGUGAGAACCUGCUGUACAUGCAUAUUCUAUACACACAUACUCUACAGUGCGUAUUUUGUUUUCGGUUUCCUGCAAAUUCUUUGUUCAGUGCAUGAGUGUGUGUUCGUGUGAGCUCAACAACUUCUCAACUACACUCAAGGAAAAAGAGGGGGCUUUGUUUCUUCCAUCUCCAAUUCCUCUUAUGAAGUGAAAAGUUUUACCUCUUUCAUACACUCCUGAGCGAUAAAGGCUCAUUGAAAGACGCACGUUUGCUCUACCUCACACUCACACGCACACACAACAGGCAACGAAACAAUAUUCCUUUACGUGUUAAGUUCAUUGAAGAACCAGUGCAAACAAUAGAACACAACAACACCAGCAGUAGCAUCAACAUCAACAUCAAGAUAACAACAACAUCAGCAACAACAACUACCAAAACAAAAGCAGCAACAAUUUUAGAGAAAGGCAUAAUAAGGUGGGUGCUCCUUGUGUUCGUAUCGUCUAUUCACUGCAAAGACUAACUUUUAGAAAAUGUUCCUGUAGAAAUGGCCAAAAUUUCACGACGUGCUGUAGCCUCGUCGUCUUCUAACAACGCUGCAUCGUCUCCCUUGUUUUCCUCAUCAUCAUACGAUCAGACGGUUCGCUUGGAAACUCGCACAAAUGCAAAUAGAAUUAUAAAUGAUAGAAAAUCAGUGCGAUCCGUAUCAUCUCGUUUCAUUGACACUCCUUUGGGUGGUGGCCAAGAUAGUGGCUAUGGCAGCAAUGAUGCGGAGGCUACAAUCAGUAUCACUACAGAUCCUUUGCGAAACGAUGGCAACCAAGUUACAAGUGCAUCACACAAUACUGUGUAUUCGUAUACCACAACAACGACUGGACCUAACAAACAUUCGCCAUAUACUGCCUCACCAAUGCCUGCUGGCAAAUACAAUGAAACAGAGCCAACUCCUACACUUAGUCCACGCGAACUCAUACGUGCCCAGUUUUUUGCUACCUACGAUGUCAUGACCGGCGUACGUAUAGCAGCCACUCUGGGAGGCUUCUUUGGGCUUAUGGUAUUCCUGAUAGUCUACAAGAGUCGUAGCAGUUCAAACGAAACCUUAAAAGUUUUAAAGGAUCCGAAAAUGGCAGCGGUGGCCGCUGUUUGUAUGCAAGAGGAAGAGGAACGUGAAAUCCAGGAAGCCAUGGUUGCCACCGGAAUGUCCAUUUAUCCCGAUGAGUAUGAUGCUAUAUUGUAUAGACGCCAACGUAUGUUAUCCUUGGGAAAUGUCAGUGCUCCGCCCAUGCUAAAUCGUGGUUUCCGUUUCUCCUCAGUGGGUGGGGGCUACAGCAGCCUGCUUGAGCCUCCCAGACGCUUUUCUUUCUCCUCAGCCUCCGGAGCAAUGAGUAUGGGCGGAGGCAGCUAUGUUGGCAGUCGUAGGAGAAGUGGUUCAGAGACUUCGCGCAUCUUUAGUAAUUACCCUAUGGGUAGUAGUUUUGGCACGGACGAUUAUUUUGUGGAGACCGACGAUGAAUUUGACAAUGGCGAUUUUCAACAGCGAGUUAUGGCAUCGACAUUGGACGAGGAGCUGGUGGGGAAGCAUCACAAGAGAAGCGAUUCUACAAAAAGUAAACAGGGGUUUCUCGAAGUGCCAUUAAUGGGUCAAGAUUCACGCCGCAGCAGUGCCAUGACAUGCUGCAGUACUGAUAGCUCUUACUUGGAACGACGUUGUUCUGCCUUUACCCUGGGUUUGUCAAACCUGCCGCCUUCAUUACAGCGAAAAUGUUCGACUGCAUCUCGGGCCUCCAGCACAGAGAUGUGGGACUAUUACUAUCCAGACAUACAAGUCAUACAGCCCACGCCCAAGCCAUCACCACUGUCCUCCGAACGCAGCAUCUAUGAGCAGCUGCAGGCGCAAUCAAAGCAACAAACUCAGGCCCCUAAAACAACGACGUCCUCGAUGACUGCUAACACCACGAUUCCCAUGGAAACUUCACUAAGAGGCUUGACCACGGUCACGACAACGGCUACCAAUAGUAAAAUGGCCAAGCCAGUUACUAGCCUAUCUACUGCCAGUAGUGCGAAUGCAACUGACAGAUCAGGAGGUGCAUCACCUUUGCAGAAAUUUAUACCAAAGCACAGUAUAGCCUACUACGAUCCGGAGAGUGCCCAGUCGGGUCGAAAGCAGCAAAUACACUCCAUAAGUGCGGACACAGUCGAUGUCUAUCCCUACAACCAACCAUUGACUGAACGUGGGAUUUAUGAGGCGUCCACACCAGCACAAUCGGCUCCACCGGAGGGAGUACACCAUGGCUUCCGUUUCUCAGAUUCGCCCACAGAGGAGUUGCGGUUGAAUGUUAGACGCAAAAUUGCAGUAGUUGAACUUCCACGAAUUCCCUACCCGGAUCAGGACACACCGCCCAGCGUAGCUGGCCUGACGGGUGAGAAUAACAAUAACAGUUUUCCCUACUCCAAUUCGGCAGCAGCCAAGGCGGCAGCCAACGCUGCCAAUUCCAGCAGUAUUAGUAUAGACAGCACCCCGCUCAGCAUCGACAAGUUAAAUGGCAGUGGCAGCUUGGGCACAGUUUCCGCCAAGGCUCUGUUCAAUGCGGAUAGAAGAGCACCGCUGGCGUCCUUAAGUUCCUUUAAGAUUUCCUCUCUGGAAUACCAAGAUUCCGAAGUUCGUUCUGUGGACGAAGACUCUGUGUUUCUGGAUAGUGUGGCUGACACGGAUGAGGAUUUACGUCAGAUGAGCAGUGACAGUGAGGAGGCCAGCCUGCAGGACUAUGUAGCCGACCCAGAUCCCCAUGGUGGGGGGCAAUUGGAAAGUAGUGGUGCUCAGCUUGAGAGUGCAGCUGUUAAUGGUGCCAGUAAUACCAGUAGAAUUUUACGAUACCCUCUGGAGAGACAUUUUAGUCUGGGUGCCGCCACUAUAGCCAAUACAAGUAGUGGAACGGUGGUGGCCACAAGUGUGGCACCCAUAACUGCCAGUGCGAGAACGCGGCGCUUGUUGUUACAGCGAAAUCGCACCACAAGUGUAUCUUCCAGCGAUCGAGUAGCUUUGCUGGGUCAUCCCCUCAAAGAAUUUCAUUCGCCCUCCUCAUCGAUUGACUCCAAACAAACGCCACUGGAGACACAUUUCGGUGCCAUCAUUUGUACAAACAGUCCUCCCACACACCCGAGACGGGCACAGCUGCUACAACAGUACAGCGAUCCCCAAAGUCAGCCAACGACCACGACCACCACCACUACGAACACAACGGAAGAGGAUACCUGCUCCACGCUCAAUACCGAGGUAGGUAUGGGCGUAGAAAUGCCCGGAGAUGUUAUAGACUUUGUCAUAACGGGUAGUAAUGAGACAAUGGCAUUGAGCACCACCACUCCUAGGGCGGGCUCCAGUCUCACCCAUCACAGCAGUUUAAACACUGUGGUUAGUUUUGGUCGUACCAGUCCCCUCAAUCAGGAUACCCAGUCGGGGAGUGGUGAGCCCAAAAUGGAUUUACUAACGAAACUGCAACUACAGCAACAGCGAGAACAACAACUGCCAAUUUCUGCAACAACAUCAACAGCAACAGCAACAAAUACAAAAACAACCCAAUAUGAUCCUUGUGCCUCUUCUAUAUCUGAUUCUUUUAUACAUACUAAGGAAACUCUAAUUAAAAUGCCUUCUUCUCUCAAAAGCCUGAUUUUAAAUAAACCUUCCAAAGCAACAAUCUCAGAUCCCGCAAAAACAACUUCACCUCCAUUGCCAUCGCUGCAGCCCAUUAACACCAUAAGUCGCAGUGCCAGCAAUCUAAUCUUUCCAACUGAAGCCGACAGUACACCACCUCUAACCUUCUAUUCCACCCUUGAUGAAACGCCCCUGUACGAGGGCAGCCACAGUCCCUGUCCCUCGGUUAUGUUGGAACUACCACUCAUUCGCCUGCCCACAGAGGAGGACAGCAACUCGGUUAGGUCAGCAGAGUUGCACCACGAAACCUUGGGUGGCGCCGAUCACAGUCUUAGCACGAAAAGCGAUGAAACACCCCAUCACAUGGAUCCCAGCUUACCCAGCUCUUCGCGCAAAUGGUCCAAGGAGACAUUGUUCUAGCUAACAGCUACUAUACGAACCACAGUAGCAAUCGUGACAUCCGGGAAUUAACCCACCCUUGGAUGGAGGUAUAAAGUUACUUUAAAAGCUGACUGAGAUCGACAAUCCAGUGCUAAAGCGAAGGUGCCCAAACCUUUUGGAACCAGUGUCAUGAGACCCCUAACCAAAUUGGGCCAUCAUCCACCUUUUGCUGGAUUGUCAAUAAUGAAAAUGGUGAUGGUGAUGUUGAUGUUCACACAUAGCAAUGAAGAUCAUGGUGAUGAGAUGCUCUCUCCUUUGUUUUGUGCAAUUAAAGGAAUUUACUGAAAUCUAAGUUUUUUUAAGAGCUUGUUGUUGAUUUUUAUUACAAAAACCAGAAAAAGAAAAA
Molecule: messenger RNA, 4867 nt
Organism: Stomoxys calcitrans (stable fly)
Lineage: Eukaryota; Metazoa; Arthropoda; Insecta; Diptera; Muscidae
Product: serine-rich adhesin for platelets
Exons: 6
Coding region: 979-4500 (1173 amino acids)
Source: RefSeq, a predicted model, not a curated record